Pogoniulus pusillus (Red-fronted tinkerbird) is the source of this 3413-nucleotide messenger RNA. RefSeq names its product potassium voltage-gated channel subfamily C member 4 (gene KCNC4). The record is from RefSeq and is a predicted model, not a curated record. Gene Ontology annotation, cellular component: presynaptic membrane; postsynaptic membrane; axon terminus. NCBI's taxonomy places the organism in Eukaryota, Metazoa, Chordata, Aves, Piciformes, Lybiidae. Gene Ontology annotation, biological process: potassium ion transmembrane transport; protein homooligomerization. Bases 479 to 2320 code for a protein of 613 amino acids. The transcript has 5 exons. Gene Ontology annotation, molecular function: delayed rectifier potassium channel activity; protein binding.
AGCCUCAGUCCCAUCUCUGGGGAAGGGGAACCUUUCCCGAAGGAGCCGAAAUGGGACAGAGAGAUGCUCGGUGAGGGUGGUGGGAGGGGAGGAGGGUCAGGACUGUGUCCCCCUCCCCAGCUUCCCACCGGUGACGGAGCCGGGAUCGGUCUCUCCUGACCUCUCGGUGAGCGAGGGGUUGGGAGCCAGGGAGGGAUGGGAUCUGCCCGAGCCGCUGCCAAGAGCUGGCUCCGGCUCCGCAGGCAGCUCCGGGCUGCAUUUCCCCGCCGGCGCGGAGCGGAGCGGGGGUGUCCGGGGCUCGCUCCUCGCUGACACCGAGACCCCCCCUCACUAAAACCUCAUCCGCACGGCGAGCCGGAGCCUGGGGCUCUGGAGUCCCAUCUCUGCUCCCCCCCCAACCCCCUUCCUCCGCCGACCCUGCAGCUCCUGGCCCGGAGGAAGGGUGCACGUAGAGGGCAUCUCCCAGCCACCGAAAUCUAUGAUCAGCUCCGUGUGUGUCUCCUCCUACCGUGGACGCAAGUCUGGGAACAAACCACCCUCCAAAACAUGCCUGAAGGAAGAGAUGGGCAAAGGGGAAGAGUCGGACAAGAUCACCAUCAACGUGGGGGGCACCCGGCAUGAGACCUACAAGAGCACCCUGCGGACUCUGCCGGGCACCCGCCUGGCCUGGCUGGCAGACCCUGACGCCCAGAGCAACUUCGACUUUGACGGCCAAAGCAACGAGUUCUUCUUCGACCGCCACCCUGGCAUCUUCUCCUACGUCCUCAACUACUACCGCACGGGCAAGCUGCACUGCCCCGCGGACAUCUGCGGGCCGCUCUUCGAGGAGGAGCUGACCUACUGGGGCAUCGACGAGACGGACGUGGAGCCCUGCUGCUGGAUGACCUACCGGCAGCACCGCGACGCCGAGGAGGCCCUCGACAUCUUCGAGAGCCCCGAGCCCGGCGGAGGGGCCGGCGCCGAGGAGCCCGAAGAAGAAGGGGGCAGGGAGAUGGCACUUCAGCGCCUGGGUGUGGAGGAGAGGCCGUCGGGGGCAGCGGGGGCGGCCGCGGGGGGCGGCUGCUGUCGGAAUUGGCAGCCCAGGAUGUGGGCACUCUUCGAGGACCCCUACUCGUCCAAGGCGGCGAGGGUGGUCGCUUUUGCCUCUCUCUUCUUCAUCCUGGUCUCCAUCACCACCUUCUGCCUGGAGACACACGAGGCCUUCAACAUCAACGUCAACGUGACGGAGACCCUGGUGGUUGGCAACACCACGCGGGUGCUGCUGACGCACAAAGUGGAGACCGAGCCCAUCCUCACCUACAUCGAGGGGGUCUGCGUCCUCUGGUUCACCCUGGAGUUCCUGGUGCGCGUCAUCUGCUGCCCAGACAAGCUCCUCUUCGUCAGGAACCUGCUCAACAUCAUUGACUUCGUGGCCAUCCUGCCCUUCUACCUGGAGGUGGGGCUCAGCGGGCUGUCCUCCAAGGCCGCCCGGGACGUGCUGGGCUUCCUGCGCGUGGUUCGCUUCGUCCGCAUCCUGCGCAUCUUCAAGCUCACCAGGCACUUCGUGGGGCUGCGGGUGCUGGGCCACACCCUGAGGGCCAGCACCAACGAGUUCCUGCUCCUCAUCAUCUUCCUGGCCUUGGGGGUCUUGAUCUUUGCCACCAUGAUCUACUACGCCGAGAGGAUCGGGGCCAAGACGUCCGACCCCCGCGGCAGCGACCACACUCACUUUAAGAACAUCCCCAUCGGGUUCUGGUGGGCUGUGGUCACCAUGACGACGCUGGGCUAUGGGGACAUGUACCCCAAAACCUGGUCUGGCAUGGUGGUGGGGGCGCUGUGUGCCCUGGCAGGGGUGCUGACCAUCGCCAUGCCCGUGCCUGUCAUCGUCAAUAACUUUGGGAUGUACUACUCCCUGGCCAUGGCCAAGCAGAAGCUGCCAAAGAAGAAGAAGAAGCACAUCCCACGGCCUGCCCCGCUCGAGUCCCCCACCUAUGGCAAGCCAGGGGACAACUCCCCCCGCAACAGCACCCACAGUGACACCUGCCCCCUGGCCGCCGAGGAGGGGGCGGCCGAGAGGAAGCGCUCAGACUCCAAGCAGAACGGUGAGGCCAACGUGGUGCUGUCAGACGAGGAGCAGCCCCUGCCGCCCCCCGGCGAGGAGCAGAGAGCCAUGAGGCGCUCCAGCACCCGGGACAGGAGCAAGAAGUCCUCCACCUGCUUCCUGCUGGCCACGGGGGACUUCUCCUGCGCAGCAGAUGGAGGCAUCCAGAAAGUUGCAGAUGCCUGCCAAGAUGUCCUCUCCUCCAGCUACCCCCAGGGUGAGGUGGUCACCUUCUCCUGAGCCCUGGCUGGAUGCAGACUGUGCCCCGGUGAGGGAUGCUGUCCCUGGGGGGUGCUGUCCCUGGGGGGGGCCCUUCCCCGAGGGAUGCUCCCUCUGUGGGCUGCCUUCUCCAAGGAGCAAGCUGUGUGCCCCGAGGGCUGUGUGCCCCGAGGGCUGUGUGCCCCGAGGGCUGCCUGCCCUGAGGGUUGCUCUCCCCUGGGUGGGGGAUGCUGUCCCUGAGGCUAAGGGAUGCUCUCCCCAAGGGAUGCAUUCCCCAAGGCAGGGCCAUGCAUUCCCACAGGGAUGCUCUCCCUAAGGUCCAGGGAUGCAUUUCCACCCCUCCCCCACUCCCAAGGCCAAGGGAUGCAUUCCCCAGGGGAAUUCCCAAAGCAGAAGGAUGCUUGUUCCAAGCUGGGCCAUGCAUUCCCCCUGGGAUGCUCUCCCCAGGCCAGGGAUGCUCUCCCCAGGAGCUUUGCUUGCCCAUCACAGCAGCUCCAGCUGCCAACUCCGUGGGCAGGGUGAGGUUGGCAGCCAGAUCCUCCCCAGAGAGGUGCCACAGGGCAGUGGGGCCGGGAGGGGAGGUCAGAGUGCCAAGGGUGCUCCCACUCCCCUGCCUGCUGCCAGCCCUGCCAUGUAGAUGCUGCCCAGAUCCCCAGCACCCCCUGGGUUGUCCCCCUGCCCUUUCCCACCCUUUGGGGUGCUCCUCAGCCCUCUGGAGAGUUGCCAGCUGCCCACCGAGACCUUGCCCACGGCCCCACCCCUGCCCUGACCUCCUCCAUCAGCAAACAGCCCCUGGGGACCCUGCUCUGGGGCUGUGGAGGCUCCAUCAGAGGUGCCACGAGUGGGUCACAGCACCACCAGCCCCUGGCCACGGGUGCAGGCCCUGAGGGGCUGGGGGGUCACAGGAGGGGGUCGGUUGGGGUGCAGGGAUGGGAAGCAAGAGGUGGAGCUGGCCUGGGAGGGUCUGUGUCUUUCUCCUGCUGUUCCUUAUCUGUGUGACCAAGGCAAUACCACUCCCCUGUCUGUCUGUCUGUCUGUCCGCAUGCCUCUGCCUGUCCACCCCCACGAGAGUUCUAAUAAAGACCCCCCCGAGCUGAGCCAGCUCCUGACCCCC